AUGAAUCUUGUUGUGAAGCUUCGGAGAAGUUUUCGAACAUUGAUUGUUCUCUUAGCCACCUUUUGCUUGGUGAGCAUUGUCAUUUCUGCCUAUUUCCUCUACUCUGGCUAUAAACAGGAAAUGACACUUAUGGAAACCACUGCAGCAGCAGAAUGUACUGACGUUAAAAUCCUACCAUAUCGGUCAAUGGAGCUGAAGACAGUCAAACCUAUUGAUACAUCGAAAACUGAUCCUACUGUCCUCCUGUUUGUGGAGAGCCAGUACUCUCAACUUGGUCAAGAUAUUAUCGCUAUCUUGGAGUCCAGCCGAUUUCAGUUCCAUAUGGUCAUCGCCCCUGGCAAGGGAGACAUACCUCCUCUAACAGAUAAUGGCAAAGGGAAAUAUAUUUUAGUUAUUUAUGAAAAUAUUCUGAAGUAUGUCAGCAUGGACUCAUGGAAUCGAGAGCUUUUAGAAAAAUACUGUGUGGAAUACAGUGUUAGUAUAAUUGGUUUUCAUAAAGCCAAUGAAAACAGCUCACCAAGUACACAAUUAAAAGGUUUUCCAUUAAACCUUUUCAAUAAUCUAGCUCUAAAGGACUGUUUUGUCAACCCUCAGUCUCCUUUGCUGCAUAUUACCAAAGCCCCCAAGGUUGAGAAAGGCCCUCUUCCUGGGGAAGACUGGACAAUUUUCCAGUAUAAUCAUUCAACCUACCAGCCUGUGCUUUUAACUGAAUUACAGACAGAAAAAUCCCUUUCAUCCUUCUCCAGCAAACCACUCUAUGCGACGGUGAUUCAGGAUCUGGGGCUUCAUGAUGGAAUUCAGCGAGUUCUUUUCGGCAACAACUUAAACUUUUGGCUGCAUAAGCUCAUCUUCAUAGAUGCCAUCUCCUUCUUGUCAGGGAAGAGGCUGACAUUGUCUUUGGACAGGUAUAUCCUUGUGGACAUUGAUGACAUCUUUGUUGGGAAGGAAGGGACAAGGAUGAAUGUCAAAGAUGUGAAGGCAUUACUAGAGACUCAAAAUUUACUGCGCACUCAGGUUGCAAAUUUUACCUUCAACCUUGGAUUUUCAGGGAAGUUUUACCACACAGGGACUGAAGAGGAGGAUGAAGGAGAUGACCUUUUACUUCGUUCUGUGGAUGAGUUCUGGUGGUUUCCUCACAUGUGGAGCCACAUGCAGCCCCAUCUCUUCCACAAUGAGUCAUCUUUAGUGGAGCAGAUGAUUCUCAACAAGGAAUUUGCACUGGAACAUGGAAUACCUAUCAACAUGGGCUAUGCUGUGGCACCACAUCACUCAGGGGUCUACCCAGUUCAUAUUCAGCUGUAUGCAGCUUGGAAGAAGGUCUGGGGUAUUCAGGUCACCAGCACUGAAGAGUAUCCACAUUUGAAACCUGCACGGUACCGAAAGGGCUUCGUUCAUGAUAGCAUCAUGGUCCUCCCUCGACAGACCUGUGGGUUGUUCACACACACUAUUUUCUACAAAGAGUAUCCAGGAGGCCCCCAAGAAUUGGAUAAAAGUAUCAGAGGAGGUGAACUCUUCCUCACAAUCCUUCUGAACCCAAUCAGCAUUUUCAUGACCCAUUUGUCAAACUAUGGGAAUGACCGCCUAGGGCUGUACACCUUUGUGAACUUGGCCAACUUCGCGCAGAGCUGGACCAACCUGAAAUUGCAAACUCUGCCUCCAGUGCAACUAGCCCACAAGUACUUUGAGCUCUUCCCUGAGCAGAAAGACCCUCUCUGGCAGAAUCCAUGUGAUGAUAAAAGACACAAAGACAUCUGGUCCAGAGAGAAAACUUGUGACCAUUUACCAAAAUUCCUUGUAAUUGGGCCACAAAAAACAGGAACAACAGCACUUUAUUUAUUUCUUCUUAUGCACCCUUCCAUCAUCAGCAAUCUCCCCAGCCCCAAAACAUUUGAAGAAGUCCAAUUCUUUAAUGGCAACAACUACCACAAGGGAAUUGACUGGUAUAUGGAAUUUUUCCCUACUCCAUCCAACAUUACAAGUGACUUUCUAUUUGAAAAGAGUGCUAAUUACUUCCAUUCAGAAGAAGCUCCCAAACGAGCUGCAUCUCUGGUCCCCAAAGCCAAGAUCAUCACCAUCCUCAUUGACCCCUCAGACAGGGCAUACUCUUGGUAUCAGCACCAAAGAUCACAUGAAGAUCCAGCUGCCCUGAGGUUUAAUUUCUAUGAAGUUAUCACAACAGCACAUUGGGCCCCAUCUGACCUGAAAACUUUGCAGAGAAGAUGCCUAUUACCUGGAUGGUAUGCGGUCCACAUAGAAAGAUGGCUAACUUACUUUGCUGCUUCUCAGUUGCUAAUUAUUGAUGGACAGCAGCUGAGAUCUGACCCAGUUACUGUGAUGGACGAAGUCCAGAAGUUUCUGGGAGUUACACCUCAUUAUAAUUACUCUGAAGCACUAACUUUUGAUCCCCAGAAGGGCUUUUGGUGUCAACUAGUGGAAGGAGGAAAGACCAAAUGCCUUGGAAAAAGCAAAGGUCGAAAGUAUCCACCCAUGGAUCCAGAGUCUAGAACCUUCCUCUCUAAUUACUACCGAGAUCAUAAUGUGGAACUGUCCAAACUACUACACAGACUGGGGCAGCCUCUCCCAUCAUGGCUGAGACAGGAGCUACAAAAAGUGAGAUAG
This is a messenger RNA of Balaenoptera musculus (blue whale), 2619 nucleotides long. RefSeq names its product bifunctional heparan sulfate N-deacetylase/N-sulfotransferase 4. The coding region runs from base 1 to 2619 and encodes 872 amino acids. The transcript is spliced from 13 exons. Gene Ontology annotation, cellular component: Golgi apparatus. The record is from RefSeq and is a predicted model, not a curated record. NCBI's taxonomy places the organism in Eukaryota, Metazoa, Chordata, Mammalia, Artiodactyla, Balaenopteridae. Gene Ontology annotation, molecular function: deacetylase activity; heparan sulfate N-sulfotransferase activity.